AAGCUAACGUUAGCGGACUGCAGUUUAGCCUGCCGAGGCUGCUGUGUCAGCGGAUAUUAAUCUCGGGACUCCGGCGUGGAUCAAGGGUGUAUAUACAUUAUGAAAGUUUGUGCCAACGACUCCGUCAAUCGUCUUCUCCAUUAACGAAGCUUCAGACGGCUAAUUUCAUCCCUUCGCUGAGUGAAGCAUCGGCCUGUUAAAUAGAGACUGUCUUUAAGUUGAGCGAGUCAUGGCCCAGUUUGGGGGACAGAAGAACCCACCAUGGGCCACUCAGUUCGCUGCCACAGCGGUAUCCCAGCCUGGCCACUCGGGGCAGUCUCUGGACCUCAACAGCCUGCACUCUCUUGGUGUGCAGCAGCCGUCUCUGCUGGGUGCGUCUCCUUCUGUUUACUCUCAGCAGUCAGCCUUGGCUGCAGCCUCUCUGAGCAAUCAAUCUGCUGCAAAUUAUCAGCUGUCUCAGCAAACUGCUGCCCUGCAGCAGCAAGCUGCAGCAGCUGCUGCAGCAGCACUUCAACAGUCUCAGAUUAAUACAGCCCUCCAGCAGUAUCAGCAGCAACAGCAGCAACAGCAACAACAGCAGCAGCAACAACAGCAACAGCAGCCUCCUCAGCAACCCCCUCAACAGCAACUGUACAAUGUACCUCAUCAGCUCCCACAGCCUCAACAGGCACUCAUUUCUCAGCCCCCUGUCGCCUUGCCCACCAGUCUGAGCCUGUCCAACCCCCAGCAGACCGCCCAGAUUACUGUGUCCUACCCAACUCCACGCUCAAGUCAUCAACAGCAGACACAACCCCAGAAACAGCGAGUCUUUACUGGUGUCGUCAACAAGUUGCAUGACACAUUUGGCUUUGUGGAUGAAGACGUCUUCUUUCAGCUAAGUGCUGUAAAGGGGAAGACUCCACAAGUUGGUGACAGGGUCCUAGUGGAAGCUGUGUACAACCCAAACAUGCCCUUCAAGUGGAAUGCUCAGCGCAUCCAGACCUUACCUCAACUGGCAAAUCAGUCGCAUCAGCAGCAGCCUCAGCCUUUACCUCAAGCUUCCCCACAGCUCGGCAGCCUUUACAAUGAACCAGGGAUGCAGCUGCGCUACUCAGAAAUGCACUCUACUCCGGACAACAGACAAAAUAGUCAGCCUCAACCUCCUAACAUGAUGAAACCGGCACCCACCAUGCUGCAGUCUCUACCUCCCCCAACUUCAUUCAGUGUUCCAGCCCAGGCUCCCCCUCCCUCAUUACUGCAGGCCCAGCUCUCUGCUGCCUCUCUGGCCCCACUUCUUCAAAACCCUCCACAACCUCUGCUGCCACAGCCUCCACCCAAGGAUGUGUUUCCAGGAGGGCUGCUUCAACCCCCAGUUAGAAUGAUGCCUCAGCCACAGCCGGUACGACGGAUUGAGCCUCCACCUCGCUUCCCCAGUCGCAGUGAUCGAGGCCCAGAGCUCAUUCUCAGAACUAAAGAGGAACGCAGAGACAGAGACCGUGAACGCAGGCGUUCAAGAGAACGCUCACCCACGCGCAAACGUUCCAGAGACCGCUCUCCAAGACGGGACCGGUCACCUCGGCGGCCUCGCAGGGUGAUGCUUCGCUACACAGUCCAAUUCUCAAAGUUCAGUUUAGAUGGCUCUAGCUGUGACAUGAUGGAGCUGAGGAGGCGCUAUCAGAGUCUCUACAUUCCUAGUGACUUCUUUAAUGCCGUGUUCACCUGGGUGGAUGCCUUCCCUCUCUCACGGCCCUUCCAGUUUAGUAACGCCUGCAACUUCCAUAUCAUGCACAGAGAGGUGGAUCCUUUAGUCAAGAACACAGCUGUGCUGGACCCACCGGAUGCUAAUCACACCUACAGUGCAAAGGUGAUGCUCCUGGCUAAUCCCAGCAUUGAGGAGCUCUAUCACAAGUCCUGUGCUUUGGCAGAGGAUUCCCAGGAGGUCAGAGACUCCUUUCAGCACCCUGCCAGACUCAUCAAGUUUUUGGUGGGCAUGAGAGGUAAAGAUGAGGCCAUGGCCAUUGGUGGCCACUGGUCUCCCUCUCUGGAUGGAGCUGACCCAGAGAAGGAUCCCUCAGUCCUUAUAAAGACAGCUAUACGCUGUUGCAAGGCACUCACAGGCAUAGACCUUAGUCUGUGCACUCAGUGGUAUCGUUUUGCAGAGAUUCGCUAUCAUCGGCCAGAGGAGACACACAAGGGGCGGACAGUCCCUGCUCAUGUGGAGACAGUGGUUUUGUUUCUUCCGGAUGUUUGGCAUUGUCUUCCUACCCGCUCAGAGUGGGAGGUGCUGUCACGGCGACUCCGGGAGCAGCUGGCUGAGAAGCUGUCGGCCGAGCGAAAGGAGGCGGAUGGAGAACAGGAGGAAGACGAGAAGGAUGACGAUGAGUCAAAGGACGUUAGUACUCCCACUCACUGGUCUAAACUUGACCCGAAAUCCAUGAAGGUGAACGACCUGCGCAAAGAGCUGGAUUGUCGUUCUUUGAGCUCAAAAGGCUUAAAGUCGCAGCUGAUCGCCCGCCUCACCAAGCAGCUGAAGGUGGAGGAGCAGGUGGAGGAAUCCAAAGAGCCCGAAAAAACAGAGAGCAAACCUGUCGAGGAAGAGGAGCCAAUUCGCACUGAGGAAGACAGAGAGGAGGAAGAAAGGAAGAGGCAGGAGGAACUUGAGCGCCAAAGGAGAGAAAGGCGCUACAUUCUUCCUGAUGAGCCCACCAUCCUCGUUCACCCCAACUGGGCGGCCAAGAAUGGGAAGUUUGACUGUAGUGUCAUGUCCUUGAGUGUGCUACUGGACUACAGGCUGGAGGACAACAAGGAGCACUCUUUUGAAGUGUCCCUUUUUGCUGAGCUGUUUAAUGAGAUGCUACAGAGAGACUUCGGCUACCGCAUUUACAAAGCCCUCGCUGCCCUUCCUGCUAAGGAUGAAAAGAAAGAGAAGGAGAAGAAGGUCAAAAAAGAGGCAGAAAAGAAAGAUGGUGAAAAACGCGAAAUGAAAAAGGAAAAAGAUGAGGAGAACGAGGAGCCGUCUGCAAAGAAGUCCAAAGAGGAUGACGAGGAGAGGAGGAAGUACGAUGACAAGGUGGUGAAGAAGGAGGAGUCUAGAGAUGAAGAUGAGAAUGAAGACGAUAGCAGCACAGCCAAUGCCGAGGAAUACGACCCUAUGGAGGCUGAAGAUGCAGACGAUGACGAUGAUGAUGAUAAAGACGAUGCCGACUCCAAUGACAGAGACAGGAAGGACCGUAAGGAUGACCGCAAGUCAUCAAAGGAGAGGUCAUCCAAAGACAAGGAGAAGAACCAGAUGGUCACACACAACAAGGAACUGCUCUUGGCGUUCGUCUACUUUGACCAAAGCCACUGCUGCUAUUUAAUGGAGAGGGACCUGGAGGAGAUCCUAUACACACUGGGGCUGCACCUUUCUCGAGCGCAGAUAAAGAAGCUUCUGAACAAACCAGUGGUACGAGAGUGCUGUUACUACCGUAAACUGACAGACAGGGGAAAAGACGAGCCUGUGCCUUCUGUUAAUGACACUCAGAUUGAAAACCUCUUAGGUAACAGAGGACUACUUCCUGCUCCUAAAGCUCGUCCUCAGUCGGAGGCCAGUGAGUCCGGUAACCUGAUUGUGUACAACGGUGCCAUGGUCGAUAUCGCCAGCAUGAUGCAAAAACUGGAAAAGAGCGAGAAAGCAAGGGAGGAGAUUGAGCAGAAACUCUUCUUGCAAGAUGCCAAAAUGGAGGAAGACGCAAAGGUGAAAGCGCAGCUCGAACAGGCCAACAAGGCUUUGAGCCGAGAGCUGGAGGAGGUGAAAACCAGUCUGAGCCAAACGGAGGAGACCCUGAAGGCCACGGAGGAGAAGAAGGCCGUCUACCACGGCCACAUCAACAAAACGUCCAACACGCUGUUAACCACCGUCAGAGAGCUGCUGGCGGUGCUCAAAAAGGAGCCUGAAAUAGAAGAAGCUGAUAAACUGACGGGUGAUCUUAUCCAAACUAACGGUGCUGAUGAAUGAAUGACACUUUAAGUCAAUGAGGCUUAACUUUAAUCACUUGUAAAUAUUCUCUAAAAUCAUGAGUUUUUUUGUUUAGUUUUUUUUUUGGGGGGACCUAAUGUCUCCUUAAGUACAUGUGUAAAUUUGUUCCUUUGUUUUCUUUGUAUAGACAUGGUUCUGUUUGUUAUCCAGACUAAUUUCAUCGGCAGAGCGUUGAAAAGCUUAUUUUCGUAGCUAAUUUUCAAAGCUAAUUUUUUCUUCUUGUUUUUUUUUGCUAUUGCUUUAAAACGCCUGGUGUAAAUUUCUGCCAGUGUGUGUGCGAUUGUUUUCUAAUGAGCAAUAAUGAUGCUAUUUAUGUGCGAGAGAAUUCAGAUUAAACUAUAUUUAAAGAGACUAAUUUUGGACAAAAAAAGGGGGCGGGAGGAUUUCCAAGUGCUCCGAACAGAAAUAUCCAUCAUCUGCAUCUGCUGUUGAGCGACAAAACACUGUCGCAGUUCUUCGUCGUGGCUAUGCAUGGUUCCUGCCUCUCGGACCUUUUUUGCCGUCUGCACCGUUUAAUUUUUCCUUUUUUAAUUUUUUUUUAUUUUUUGGGCUGUUUUCCACCAACUCCUGAGCUGCAGUUUUAGUGUUUUCGUUGGUCAAAGAAAAAAAAAACAAAACUACACAUUGAACCAAAAGAUAAGCUCCAUGAAUGUGUGUUCUGCUGAAGGAAGACUUUGCUGCAACGGUGUGAACACUCUGAAGUCCAUCUGAACUGAACUGUGCAUUGAUUUGGGUUGUCGUAGGAAAGAGCCACAAUUAAAGUCAAAUGCGCUCAAUGCAGGCAAUUUUAUUUUUCUAUUGAAAAUGUACUCUACGGAUGUCUUGUGUAAGAGUAAAGUGGUUCAUUUUAACACUG
This is a messenger RNA of Sphaeramia orbicularis (orbiculate cardinalfish), 4853 nucleotides long. RefSeq names its product cell division cycle and apoptosis regulator 1 (gene ccar1). The record is from RefSeq and is a predicted model, not a curated record. Lineage: Eukaryota; Metazoa; Chordata; Actinopteri; Kurtiformes; Apogonidae. The transcript has 26 exons. The coding region runs from base 230 to 3976 and encodes 1248 amino acids. Gene Ontology annotation, cellular component: nucleus. Gene Ontology annotation, biological process: regulation of DNA-templated transcription.